AUGGGUAACUACUCGAAAGCACUUGAGUUUCACGAAAACGCACAUCGAAGAUUUGAAAAAGCUGUAUCUCCGAAUCAUCUCAAUUUGGCUAUUUCCUUCAACAACAUCGGUUUUGUGAAUAAUCGCAUGGGUGAAUAUGCAAAAGCACUCAAAUUAUACGAAAAAGCACAUAACAUUAAAGAGAAAACUCUAGCUCCGAAUCAUCUCUCAAUGGCUACUGCCUUCAACAAUAUUGGUGCGACGUACCAUUACUUGGGUGAUUACGCAGCAGCCCUUAAGGCUCUUCAAAGUGUUUUUCAAAUUCAACAAAAAACAUUUGAAGAAGGUAAUCUAGCUUUUGGUCAUACAUACAGAUGGUUGGGAAGAGUGUAUCGCAGUAUGAAAGAUUACUCGAAGGCACUCGAAUAUUUUGGAAAGCGCCUAACUAUAGGUCUAAAAAUAUUACCUGAAAAACAUCCAUAUCAGGCUAUUACAUACAGUAGUAUUGGUGAUGUUUAUCGAUUAAUGGGAGACUAUGAGAAGGCGCUUUCAUUUCAUCGAAAAGCAUUAAAUAUUCAAGAAAGUGUUCAAUGUAAUCCUCUGGAAUGUGCGAUGACAUAUACGAAUUUAGGUGAAACUUAUCGAAGCAUGAAAGAUAAUUCAACAGCAUUGAUAUAUUUUCAAAAGGGAUUAGAAAUAUAUGAAAAGAAACUACCAAAAAAACAUCCUGAUUUAGCUGUAAUCUAUCAUGAUUUGGCGAAAUUGUAUUUGGCUACUCAACAAUAUAAUAUGGCAAGGAAAAAUCUUCAACAAGCGGUAGAAAUUGCACAAGAAAAACUACCGUCAAACCAUCCUCAUUUGUUGGACUAUAGAAAUACAUUUGAGCAGAUUCGAAAGAAAUUGUAA
Messenger RNA from Rotaria sp. Silwood2, 885 nucleotides. The record is from the annotation of a GenBank genome assembly. Lineage: Eukaryota; Metazoa; Rotifera; Eurotatoria; Philodinida; Philodinidae.